AUGGUUGCGUCCAGCUCUUCAGGCAACUUAUUUGAUCAUAUUGACCAGCCCAACACAUCUGUUGGAAGCUCCAGUUCCUUGGGACCUUGUUCUUUGAGGAAAAUAAAAACUAAAGAUGAUAAAGUCUGUGGUGUUUGUGGGGAUAAGGCAUUGGGGUACAACUUCAAUGCAGUCACCUGUGAAUCUUGUAAGGCAUUCUUCAGGAGAAAUGCUUCAAAAGAAAAGUCAGCAGUUUGCUUAUUUGACAAUAAUUGUGUUGUGGACAUAAGAACAAGACGAUUCUGCCCUGCUUGCCGGAUUAAAAAGUGCUAUAAGAUUGGUAUGAAGAAGGACAUGAUUUUAGAUGACAGUGAGAAAAGAAAACGGAUGAAUAAAGUCAUGGCAAACCGGGCCAAACGGGAACACCUGCCAGCACCAGAAAGCUCACUGAUACAGAUCAAAACUGAAGUGGACACUAUAGAUUCUGUAAUGGAGGUGCCUGCCAUGCUGGAAACUGUCAAUGAAGUGGAACGGCCACCUACUCCCUUUGGCAAGACACAUGGUAGCACAUCCGACAUCAUCUUUAGGCAUGUUCCAAAACAGUUAUUACCAGCAGAUGCCAGCAUGUAUUACAAGCUGACACUUGCUGAAAGCUCCCUCCUGGCGCAUGUUACAAAAGCGUACCAGGAAACCCUAGCGGCCAUGCCAGAGAUGGGUCCGUAUUCAGAACCAAAGCAGUACCAAAAAGCAGCUGAUCUAGUCAAUCAUUCAGAGGUUUGUGUGAGGAAGUUGAUUAUGUUUGUGAAAUACCUAGAUGACUUUAAGCGCUUGAGUCAAGAAGACCAGAUUGCUGCCUUGAAAGCCUGUGUUAUGAACACAGUGUUGCUGCGCUCAGCACUUUUUUACAGUAUUGAGAAAGAUGCUUGGUUGACACCCAAAGGGGAGAUUCCGACUAGCAUUCUGAAGAAUACAACCGGCUUUGUCUCACUUCACAACAACCAUGUCUACUACUGUCGGAGAGUGAAAUCAAUGGCUCAGGAUGAUUACCAGAUUUAUGCACUUCUUCAGACAAUAAUUGUUUUCGACCCAGCAGGCAUGAACAUCACCAACAGGGAAUUUAUGUCAUCUUUGCAGGAUCAGUAUAUCAUCCUCCUGAAACAUUAUUUCGAAUCCUGUUUCUCGUAUGAAUUUGCUAAAGAAUACUACGUGAGUGCUUUAGACAGGCUGUGCGACCUGAAGGCCCUUAGUGAGGAGCAUGCCAACGUGCUGCUACAGGUGAAUCCAGUAGACAUUGAGCCUCUAAUGCUAGAGGUUCUAAACUUGAAGUAA
Candidula unifasciata is the source of this 1308-nucleotide messenger RNA. Lineage: Eukaryota; Metazoa; Mollusca; Gastropoda; Stylommatophora; Geomitridae. The record is from the annotation of a GenBank genome assembly.